Molecule: messenger RNA, 2127 nt
Organism: Fusarium tjaetaba
Lineage: Eukaryota; Fungi; Ascomycota; Sordariomycetes; Hypocreales; Nectriaceae
Exons: 4
Coding region: 1-2127 (708 amino acids)
Source: RefSeq, a predicted model, not a curated record
AUGGCAGAAAUACUCGGACUGGCUUCCAGUAUCAUCACAAUAGUCGAAGUAGCAGGAAAGCUCGGCACCAACACCAUCCGACUCAAGCGAUUAUGGGACGAAGUCCAAGAUGUCCCCGCUAGCAUCCAGAGAUGCAUCGAGCAAUUGGAGAUCUUGGCUCCCGCUAUCGAGGAAAUGGAUCAUGAGUUUGAAAAGACUCGAAAUAUGAUACAGAACGACUCUGCUGCCAAGCGAAGCUUGGAAUAUUCUCGGAAAGCGGUAGAGACUCUCGACACCUUGGUCAGAGACAUGGAGUCACAGAUCAACGCGGCAAAGGCCAGUAGGAGACUGGUAGCCCAGCUCAAAGUCAGGAUCAAAAGAGACAUGAUUGAAGAUCACCAGCAUAGACUCACAUCAGCCCUUCAGCUGCUGUCUCUCUCCCAACAAACCUAUUUGAUUGCUUUAUCUCGCGCGCAACCGGAAAUAAUCAUUUCUGAGAUACGAAGCUGGCGGGAUUCAGAGCAUCAGAAGCAACGUCCAGCAGGCAGUGAAGAAGAUGGCCAGUCACAAGGUGAGGAACCUAGAGAGGAACAGGCCGGGCAGUCUCAAAAUAACUUAAGCAUUUGGUCCGCCAAAAAGCCGUUGCCGCGAAGGCGACCCGGUCUACUAGGCAGCUUCACUUUCCAGUCUUAUGAGGUUGUUGAAAGCCCUUCAAUCCACUACGUGCCAGAAAAGGCACGAUUCUUUCAAGCAAAGGUACAAAUACCUUGGUUCAUACAAAGAUCGUGGGACUUGUCAGUACUUCGAGCAUCGGCCGGAUGGACUUUCCAACUGAACACUAGUAAUAUUCGGCCUUGGGGUGCUGAAAUAAUUCAGGCCGUCCGAAGGGGGGAAGUUGAGCAUAUUGUCAAACUUCUCAAGAACAAAGAGGCAUCAAUCUACGACGUGGAUCCUUAUGGACAUUCGUUACUUGACAUUGCCAUUUUUUACCAACACAUCGAAGCCAUCGAGUCUCUCAUUCUCAUGGGAAUUAGCGUUUCUGAUGUCGACGCAUCGGAGCUAUUUUUUUGGAUAUACAUCUGGUUGUGGAAGGAUCCUCAGGCAGAAGGUCCAAUAAUAAAGCUUGCCCAUCAGUGGACAAAAGAAACAGGGGGCAUAUCAAUUGAGUAUCUGGAAGGACAUCCUUUCAGAGAUGCCUUCUGGACAGUUCCGAGUGCAUACACUCUUUUAUCGAAGACAGAAUCUGUCCGUCAAGUGUUGCCUUCAUUUGACUGGAUCGAUGUCAACCCAGCGGUUCCUUUAGAGUUGAUAAAAAGUGGCCUCGCUGGAAUUUCAGACUUCCAUCCGUUCGUCUGCACAACACUCCUGGAUGGUACUUGCGGCUGCUAUGAUUCGAGUCUCAUAUUCCAGUAUUUCCAUGCACUCUUGAACAACGACGAGAGCUUCCAUGACUGGAGGUGCUUAACCAGAAAGGUGUUCCUGGGACUUUCGCCCUUGGAUAUCGUUCAUCCCCAUGAUGGAGCCUUCUGGAAUCUUGCCAGUACUCUUGAAGCACUAGGGAAGCGGCAAUUCCGACUCCUCCCUUUCGAAAGGUGGGUACAAAACGCUGUUACUCUGUGGCUCGAGGAUGUUGCAGCAGCUGGCAUCAACCUCGAAGAGUACAUGAGCUUGGAAUUGCAAUACAACCGAAGGCUUCAUAAUCAUACUGUCCGCAAGGAUGCGAAAUUGGAGGUUCGGCCAGUGGCGCGUUUACCGGCAUCAGGGCCUUCACUGGUAAUUCUGUCAGUUGGACCACGGGCUGAUGACUGGUCCUUUUCCUGGGAUCCAUUUGUAGAGGAGCUGUCCGGCGAAUUCUGGACAGCACUUGAAGAUUCUCAGAUAAAAGUGCCUGGAGCUUGGGUAGACGAGAGAACUGGGUAUAUUGAGUGCCUUAUGGGAAACCUCGAACCAUGUUGGUUCCGGCGGCAGGAGAGGCGCUACAAGAAUAAGUCCAGUAUCUCCAAUGAAAUUCCGAAAGAAAUGCAUAUGCAAGCCAUGCGCUUGCAGGGGCCGGAGUGGCCUGAGAUCAAAUAUCGCGAAGGAUUGCGAGUACGAGGAAUGACUACGUGUGAGGGGUUUUCGCCGUACGAGGCACGGUUUUGGAUUUAA